Molecule: messenger RNA, 2577 nt
Organism: Enterobius vermicularis (human pinworm)
Lineage: Eukaryota; Metazoa; Nematoda; Chromadorea; Rhabditida; Oxyuridae
Source: the annotation of a GenBank genome assembly
AUGACAGAUAGGGGAAGUGUAUCAAUAAGACUGAUUGUAUGUGGGCAUUGUAUUAAUGAAGAAAACAGUAUCAGACAGGGAAGAAGAGGCCUUAAUUUGGCUAACAAUAAUCCCACCGAUAUAGCAGAUGGAAAUCCUCCAGUUACACUUGGCCUUAUUUGGCAAAUCAUAUCAUACUUCCAGAUCGAGAACAAUGUUCAUUUGUUGAAAGAAUACGGGUUCGAGCUGGAUAGUCAAAUACCAUCAACUUCGAGCGUUUGUGUUGAUAGUAGCGAUCAGGACGAAAAAUUUGAAACACGGGUUCAGUCAGGUCUUAUUAGGGUUCCAGCUGAAAAAGUUUUUUUGCGUUGGAUAAAUUCUCAGUUAACUAGGGAUUAUGGAGUUAGAAUAUCGAAUAUGGGUUCGGACUGGAAGAAUGGCGUAGUGUUCAAUGCUUUGAUUCAUAAAUUAAAACCUGACCUUGUUAACAUGGAAGAAGUGCGUCAAUCCCCGCCGAAAGUGAACCUCGAGAAAGCAUUCCAACUGGCUAGCGAGCAUUUGCAUAUACAUCCGUUGUUGGAAGUAGAUGACAUGCUAAGCGGAGAGCCAGAUGAACGAAGCGUAAUGACUUACGUUUCACAGUUUAUCCAGUUGCCUUCGUUAUCACAUCCACCUCAGAGUAUACCAGUUUUUGAUAUUGAAUCACUGGAGGCCUGGCUUGAUAAAAGUUUAAGAAUUUUGCGUACGCCAUCUUCAGCUUCACUUUAUGAUCGGAAUCAAACUUACCUUAGUUUACGAAAGGAGUUCCUUGACCAUCGUCAGGCUUAUUGCAAACUAAGAGAGCUUCAACGUAAUAUCCCUUAUGGCAAGUGGAGUCAUAUUGAAAGCAAAUGGAAGGAGGUUGGGGAAUUGUUGUCAGAGCUGAGUCAUACUUUGGAUGAAGAACUUCCUGGACCUUUGUCUGAUCUGACUCAGUUCCUCACCAAUGCGGAACAAGUCAUACGCCGGCCCUUGGAACUCAAUGACGACGCUGAACAAUCACUGAGGAUAAUUAAAGAAGCGCAAGAAAAGUAUAAGAAGUUGGACGCGGAAUACUCGCGUUCAUCAGGAAAAUUCAAGCAGAUAUAUGUUAGUAGGCGGGUUGACGGACGAGAAAUUACAAGCGAGUUUUUGGAGCCGCUGAAGAAACGUUUCGAAAACGUAGGCCGUGAAAUUUCUCGUUUACUGAAACAUAUGCGUUUUUUACACGCCUAUUAUCGCGUUCUGGAAUACACUGAAUCCUUGAACCGGAAGAAGAAGCUGAUGAAGUCAGGGGAUUCCCUGACUUCUGUGAAACGUUGGAUCAAGGAGUAUGAGUUCAAUGCAGUACGGGAUACUAAUCCUGAGCGGAAACUCCAAACCUACAUCGACGAACUCGAAACGAUUAUUAUUUCUGAGAAUGACGAAACUAAAAAACGAUCUGUUCAGAAAUGUAAAAAAGAUGCAGACGACUGUCUUCGAGAUUUCAAUGCGAUGGAACGUGACUUACAUUCUCUUUCACAUCACUGGCAAGAAUUUGAACGGUGUGCAAAUGAGGUUGAAAAAACGGUUGAAAAGUCGGAGCGAGAAAAACGGAAUCUGUUGGAUUUUGGAGUUGACGAAAAGAUGCAAAGCUGUGAGAUAGCGCGGAAUGCUAUUGCACGUAUGUCUCAUGCAAAUGGCCGAGAAGCAGUAAACACUCGUCUUACUAAUUUGCGUGAACGCGUCAAUAAAAUUAGGAAGAUUCCCCUUGCUGGUCGCGAAGCUGAGGAGCCUAAGCAAGCUUCCCAACAGCCUCGUACUUUUAUCUUUAAGCACGUUUUUAGAAGCCGUCCUGAACGAGCUCCUUCUUCGACACCUGUACAUUCACCAACUCCAAGUCGUAUGAAUACUUGGAUGAGUGGUGUUAAUGAUGUGCUGUCCAGGAAGGUCUCAAAUCUGGACCAGUUGGAUACUAUGUCUAGACAAAUCAAAGAUUAUCAAGAAGAACUUCACACUGUCGAGAAGGAAAGAAUUGCCAUUUUGCAAGUUCGUAGGCAUAGCGAACAACAUACCAGUGAAUUCAUGAAAUUGAAAAGUCAGGUGCAGGCAAGACAACAACAGCUUAAAAAAGUGCGGCCAAUCCUUGCAAAAUAUGAAAAAAUUUAUAAAAAGACGCUUUUGGAAGUCGUCUCUUCUCCAAAGCGCUUGCGAAAGGACUCGAAAGAAAGCGCGGAAAAUUUAGAUCAUUUAGAACGAAUCUUAAAUAAUUCAUUAUCUCGAGAAGAGUACUCUUCUUGGAUUGAUAAGGUCACUAUGCAAACGCAACUAGAUGAUCUGCGUUCGAAGUUUGAGUCUGAGUUGAAUUUUGAUUACUGCGCCCAAGUAGUUCUUCAGUUUUCGUCGUUCCAUUGUGAACAGUCGAAAACGAAUUGUGGACUAUACAUUUGUUAUGAAAUUGUUUUCUUAUUUGGCGUUUCACUCAGAACAAACAUAAUGAAUAUAAAUUUAUUUGGUGAUCAACUUUUAAAGUGUAGGAAAAGAGAGGCGAUUGGAAGGGAGGCUACUGAUUUGAUCAAAGAGGUUCUUGUGAUUGAGUAA